Messenger RNA from Microtus oregoni (creeping vole), 2425 nucleotides. It is a transcript of the gene Cab39l, whose product is annotated as calcium binding protein 39 like. Lineage: Eukaryota; Metazoa; Chordata; Mammalia; Rodentia; Cricetidae. Gene Ontology annotation, biological process: intracellular signal transduction. Gene Ontology annotation, molecular function: protein serine/threonine kinase activator activity. The record is from RefSeq and is a predicted model, not a curated record. The transcript has 12 exons. The coding region runs from base 587 to 1600 and encodes 337 amino acids.
CGCCGCUCCCUGAUUGGUCAGCGCCGCUUUCGGCGGGUCUCACGCUGCCUGCUGUGGCCAAUCGGGCUCUCCGCAGUCUAGAGAGCGGCCUCGCUGGAGUGGCGGUGCGGCUCUUCACUCGGAUAAACAUCCACCUUGAAGAACAAAGAACAUCAGGAGCUAAGGGUCAGUUUAAACCUGCUUGGACAAUGAAGAUGCGGACUCCAGAUUGGUGGUUUAUAUAUUCUUCAUGCAAGAGUAGUGUACUAAAGGAGAGAAGUAAUUAACUCUGAGCGUUUUCUGGUUGUCAGAACUGUGCUGACCAGUGACUGGAAGCUGCACGCAUUGGAAGAGAUUUGCAGAAGACACAAGCUUUCUGAGAGUCAGAAAGUCAAGACAGAAUUGUGCAGUCUUUCUCCACCACACUUGAGGAGGAGGAGGCAUCCUUUAUUAAAUGGAAGAGAAAGGCUACUUCAUCUGAAGUGCUUUGACCCCGAGAAAAGAGCUGUCUUCAGCACCUCACCAUGGCUCUACGUUUUGUUGCUUAGACACGCUGGGGAGUUUCUAUAGCCCUUGCAUUCCAUAUUGGAAGAAGAGAUUAUUAGACAUGAAAAAAAUGCCUUUGUUUAGUAAAUCACACAAAAAUCCAGCAGAAAUUGUGAAAAUCCUGAAAGACAACCUGGCCAUUUUGGAAAAGCAAGACAAAAAGACAGAUAAGGCUUCAGAAGAAGUAUCGAAGUCCCUGCAAGCAAUGAAGGAGAUUCUGUGUGGUACAAAUGACAAGGAACCCCCUACAGAGGCAGUGGCCCAGCUGGCACAAGAGCUCUACAGCAGUGGACUGCUGGUGACACUGAUAGCUGACCUCCAGCUGAUAGACUUUGAGGGAAAAAAAGAUGUGACCCAGAUAUUCAACAACAUCCUGAGAAGACAGAUUGGUGCACGGAGUCCUACUGUGGAGUACAUCAGUUCUCACCCUCACAUCCUGUCCAUGCUCCUCAAAGGAUAUGAAGCCCCACAGAUUGCCCUACGCUGUGGGAUUAUGCUAAGAGAAUGUAUUCGACACGAACCACUUGCCAAAAUCGUCCUCUUUUCUAGUCAGUUCAGAGACUUCUUCAAGUAUGUGGAGCUGUCGACAUUUGAUAUCGCUUCAGAUGCCUUUGCUACUUUUAAGGAUUUGUUAACCAGACACAAAGUGUUGGUAGCGGACUUCUUAGAGCAAAAUUAUGACACUGUCUUUGAAGAGUAUGAGAAACUGCUGCAGUCGGAGAAUUACGUGACUAAGAGACAAUCUUUAAAGCUGCUAGGUGAGCUAAUCCUGGACCGCCACAAUUUUGCCAUUAUGACCAAGUACAUCAGCAAGCCAGAGAACCUGAAACUGAUGAUGAACCUACUUCGAGACAAAAGUCCUAACAUCCAGUUUGAAGCCUUCCAUGUCUUUAAGGUGUUCGUGGCCAGCCCUCACAAAACGCAGCCUAUUGUGGAGAUUCUGUUAAAAAAUCAGCCCAAACUCAUUGAAUUUCUGAGCAGCUUCCAGAAAGAAAGGACAGAUGACGAGCAGUUUGCUGACGAGAAGAACUACCUGAUUAAACAGAUUCGAGACUUGAAGAAAGCAGCCCCGUGAAGGUGGCCCCUGCCCUGACGGCUGUUUGUCUCCCUUGUCCAGUGUGUACAAUGCUGUUUCAACAGUUUCUACUCUUGGGGAGGCUUUGGAGGUGCCUGUUUCCUCAGCUGAUUGUUCAGGGUAGAUGGAAUAUAAACAUUUGAAUGGAAAAAAAUCAAUCUAGAAUAAUAUAUUCAUUUUAAUCAAAUCUCUGAUUGCUUAUAUGGAAUCAGCCAUUAUAUUAAACAUUGAUCAAAGCAAGUGUAAUUCCAGAGUUGGACCCUGGAUCACCCAGGUCACCAAGUAGAAGGACCACAAGUGUCUCUUGAGACAGAACGGGGAGGGAACCAUGUCUAUGUGUAUUCAUUUAGACAGGAUUUUUCAGACACCAAAGAGACGGGAGACAAGGCUGUAUGUGUGUACACUUUGACCUCUGUCUGCUCCCUCCUCGCUGCAGAGGAACAGUGCUCAGUUUCCACUCACUGUCCCUCAUUGUGUCCCAAGCCUGAUCCAGGGCUCAUGCCCAUUCCCACUGUUGAUGGCUAGCCUGGGAGCAGCUGAGGACCAGGUGAGGUCAGCGAGGGCCAUGGGGGCAGAGAGCAUCCGUGGGUGUGACUUUCAGAAGAGAGAUACAGACAGGUGGCUGUAGAGCACUGCUCUGUGCACCCCUGGGAGAGUCGGUGAGUGUGGGGGUAUUUCACGAGCAUCUGUUGUCGUGGGAAGAAUGCAUUGUGGUGACUGGAGAGGUGGGGGUCAUAGUGGAUGCAAACCAUGGGGCCAGAGGGCUGUGGUAGGCUUUCAUCAGUAGAGGGGGAAGUGAUUCAUGCAUAAAAAUUCUCAAAUGAC